Messenger RNA from Cyprinus carpio (common carp), 1227 nucleotides. RefSeq names its product protein shisa-4-like. NCBI's taxonomy places the organism in Eukaryota, Metazoa, Chordata, Actinopteri, Cypriniformes, Cyprinidae. The record is from RefSeq and is a predicted model, not a curated record.
GGUUCAUUAGACGACCACGAGCCGAUCUGGUAACACUGUGUGCUUCAAGAGAAGAGGAAGAGCAGCACGAUGGCGUCCACCUCAGUGGUUCUCCUGCUCCUGUCUGCAGGUUUAUUCAUGGUAACAGUCGGAGAUGAUUGUAAGAGCUACUACACCAGCAAUAACGAGUACAGAUCUUCGAUGACAUGCCUGUUUGGGACACACUGCUGUGGAACCUGCGAUAACAGAUUCUGCUGCCCCUUUAGAUUAUUGAAGUUAUCCAAGCAAAGGCAAAAUUUUUGCAAUAUAAACAUUGGUAUUGUCAUUGGCUUAUCAGUUGCGGGGGUUGUGGUCCUCAUCAUCUCGGUCGUCGUCACCUGCUGCUGCUGCCCCUGGUGUUGUCUCUAUCAAAUGUUCAGAAACCGCAGACCUGAGGUACAAACACAUGUAACUACAGUCAUGAAUACACAAUCCAUUCAGAUGCAGCCUGUAAUGCAGGAAGUCCAGUACGCACAAUACCAACCAGUGCUGACUCAACCAGGUUACGGAGGUCAGCCUAUGCAGACAGAACCAUAUCAGGAACAGUUAUAUGCACCUGGACCCGCACCCUCGUAUGACAUGGCCAGUAAGAACACCUAGUGCUGGAUAGACUGAGACCAUGUAGUAUCUGGAGGCUGCAGGUCAGUUUCCUGCUCCCUUCAGCCAGGCUGCAUAUGAUGAAGAUCAGAUCAUGUACGCUCUACAACCCAGCGCUUCUCACAGACCACACCUCACCUCUACCGCCAUACAACCCUGAUUACGUGGAUUCACCAGAAUCCAGUUAAAACCCCACCCCACCACCCAUACACAAACACACACAUACACACACACACACACACCCACACACACUCAAAAUGGCCUGUUAUCAACACUGGAUUGUGGAGGGUUUUGCAUUCCCACGCUUCUUCUACAGACUCUGAAAAGAUUUAGCUGAGAAUAAAAGUAUUGUUGUUACAGUUUAGUUUAUACAUGCUUUGUGAACUUUUUUUCCCUCCAGUAAUGACCCACUGUUUGUUUGUUUCUCUUCAAUUUAACCAGAUUUGUUCUCAGUGUUUUCACAUCUUUUGUUGUAUGACCUUUUGUUUAAUGGUCAAUAAAUGGCAUCUUAAACUAAUUUUUUUAAUGGUCAAAAGUUAAUGCAUCUUCUCUACUUGUGAAAACAAUCCUUUGUACAAUUUUAUUAUAGUUUUUGAACAUUAUUCUAUCAAA